Molecule: messenger RNA, 693 nt
Organism: Paramecium pentaurelia
Lineage: Eukaryota; Ciliophora; Oligohymenophorea; Peniculida; Parameciidae
Source: the annotation of a GenBank genome assembly
AUGAAUUUAAUAGGAUAAAAAGUAUUAUUAGAUGGUCAAGUAAUUGAUACUUUGUCUAAUUAAAAGUUCAAAUUACCUGAUACUAAAGUUUAUGCUUGGUCAUUUCAUAAAUAAAAUAUUGUUGCACUUGGAAUAGCAAACAAUAUUUAAUUAUGGACAGAAAGAAAGCCUAAUGAUUGGUAAUUAGCUAUUACAUUUUAAUCUCAUCAAUAUCCUAUCAUUCAUUUAUCAUGGGCACCAUAUGAUGUAACUUUUGCAUCAAUUGAUCAAACUGGAUAAGCAUUAAUUCAUAAUAAAAAAUAAGAUAAUUGGGAUUAACCAAUAUCAUUAAAUUAAGAAAAAUAUUAAGUAAUAGCAUUUGCAUAAAAUAAAUCUACUAUAGCUGCAGGAGGAAAAUGUUUGGAUUGUAUUAAUUAAAUCUAAUUUUUAGUUUAUGAAAAUUUCAAAUUAGUGCAUAGAGUUAAUUUACCUGUCUAAUAAUUAGCAUAUAGCUUCACAGAUCGAUUGUUAGCUGUUAGUGAUAAUUCUAUCAGUAUUUUUGAGAGGAAUAUAUUAAAAUAACACAUAUUACUUGAAUAGAUUCCAUCAUCUGUUUAAUGGUCAUUAAGUGGAUCUAAAAUUUAUAUUUAAAUUCUAAAUGAAACAUUUCAGUAUGUGGAAAAUUUAUAUAAUGAAUUUGUAUUAUAAGAUUGA